GCCACAUUUGCUAUCCUCUUCUGCCACACAAUUGUGGCACACCACACCCUUUGAGAACCACAGCCAUAGUCCCUCCCUCUAUGGUUACUCAAAGAAAAGACAGUUCACAUACAAAUUAAACAGAGUUUAAAACAAGGUUGCAAUUCUAAGCAUCCUUUUGUGAAAGCCAUAAAAAUGAAUAGGACUUUUUUCAAAUAAAAUCUGUUUAUGAUUGUAGCAUGAAUGCAAAAUAUCCUUCUGUUUCUCAAUGAGAAGUCUUAAUCUGUGGGCCAAAGCUCUACCAUCCCCAAAAUUCAUUUUUCUUCUCCUGUGACCCUGAUAUAUAUUUUUUCUGGUGCUGCCACUAACAGGGUGGACCAAAACUUGAAGUGAAGAAAAGAGUAUUUAAAUGCUUCAGAAAAGAUAUAAGAGCAAGAUACUGUUUUUAAGAGCAAUAUAGAAUAAAAUUUGACAUUAAAGGUCAGGUAGAAGUUUUAAAACAUAUCUCUGUACGCAAGAUUUUGCUGCUGUCAGAAUUGAGAAGGCGUUGGACAUUCAUUCUUCAAAUAACAGCAACAUGUCAGUUGGUAAAGCUUGCGGGAGUGGAACCCUCCCAAGUUUAGAAACACAGAUUAGACAAGCUAACGGUUAUUUAAAUAACAACCCACCCUGACGAACUGAAUUCACCACUUUCUUACUUCUGCUAACCAUCUAUAACCUCAGAAACCUCAACUAAUAAAUUGUAUUUACAAAGAAACUUAAACCUCUCCCCUCCCAACUUCCCAAAAUUUCAAGGAAACCCACCCUACCAUAUUUUACGAUCAAAGCUGCCUGUAUAAGCAUGCUGGUUGGUCAAAUCAAACCAGGCCCUCCCAUUCUGUGCUAGACAUUUAAAUGCCUAGUCAGAGAUUGAUAUGUUGUACGUCAGAUUUUUCUGAUCACCUGGAAGAAACUGAAAGGAAAAAAGAAGAGAACUAUCAUCCGUAGUGCCAGUAAGAACAUAAAAGUGCUGAAAGCUUCUUCGCACAAAUCGUUUUUGAGAUGGAGAAAUCAACUUCUAGCUAUGAUUACUAUUUCUACACAGAUCCUCCUGAAGAUAACUGCUCAGCUGUGGAGUUGCCUUACAAACACAUUUUCCUGCCUGCUCUCUAUACCAUUGUAUUCCUGGUCGGGAUUGCUGGCAAUGCCCUUCUAAUAGGAGCGCUAAUCUUCAAACGGCGGGUUCAGAGGCUAAUUGAUAUCUUCAUUGUCAACUUGGCAGUGUCUGAUUUUAUAUUCCUUAUCACAUUACCCUUUUGGGUAGACAAAGAGAGGACCUCGGGACUUUGGAGAUCUGGCUCUUUUCUCUGCAAAGGCAGCUCCUACACCAUCUCAGUCAACAUGUACUGCACUGUCUUUCUCCUCACUUGCAUGAGUAGCGAUCGGUACCUGGCAAUCAUGUACCCAUCAGUGGCUAGGAGGAUCAGAACAAAGCUGUAUUCCAUCAUCCUUUGCACUUGUGUCUGGAUUCUGUCCUGCCUACUUGGGUUGCCAACCCUUCUGUCCAGAGAGCUGAGGAGAUAUGACAACAGCACAUAUUGUGUGGACAAGGAAAUCACAUCCACUCACCGGAUUGGGUCGCUGCUGCUUCUAAUUUUGGCGUUCUUUGUUCCUCUGUUCAUCAUCUUGACUUUUUAUUGCUCCAUCACCAAGAAACUCUGUGUGCAUUAUCAGAAAUCUGGAAAACAUGAUAAAAAGCUGAAGAAAUCCAUCAAAAUUGUCUUCACUGUAGUGAUCAUUUUUGUUUUAUCUUGGGCUCCUUUCAACAUUUUUAAGUUUCUAGCUCUGAUGUCUGCAAUCCAGGAACUGAAGCCACCUUUCUGCCUUCCCUACAAAGUUGCCCAUAUCGGUAUGGAACUGAGUGGCCCAUUUGCGUUUGCCAACAGCUGCACAAACCCUUUCAUCUACUAUUUCUUUGAUGACUACAUCCGUAGGGCAGUGAUGCAAUGUAUAACUCCGUGCACAAAGGCCAACAACUUUGGAACCAGUUCUGAUAGCUCAGACACUCACCUUAGCUACUCCUUGACUGCGUUUGCCCACAGGGAAGAUGUUUCUAGGAAGAGAAGGAGGUCAGUAUCAUUCUGACAAGAGUCAUAAUUCUGAAAGAUCAAGUGUCUCCAUGUCAACAGUAAGAUCAAGAGAAGGAGGUAAUGGAAAUGUAAGAAAAUGAAAAGAUUAGAACAAAUCAAAAAAGUUAAUUGACUGUAAUAAGACAGUAAAUUGUAUUUCAUAAAAUGGCAUGUUUCUUAUCUUAAACCAUGUAGCCAAUUACAAAGUUCAAUUGGAAUACAGUCUGUAAUAUUAGCAGACUUGAAGGUUAUUAGGCAAUUACACCAAGAGGCUUACUAACCAAUAAGAAACAAACCGUGGAAAACCUUAGGUCAAUAUUCUGCUGUUCCAUAAGAAGUACAAUAUUACAAACUCAGAGCAACCAAACCAAUUCAUACGUGCCUCUUUUAUAAAAUCUUAUUAACAUAGAAAAAUUAGUUUAGAAUGCAUUUUUUGUUAUAUUCUGCAUCUUUUCUUGUUAAAUGCUAUAAUACUGAAUUGUUCAGGAUUCUUUUAAAAUCUAUACUUUUUUUGUUUAUCUGCAUUUUCAACUCUCAGUGUCUGCACUAUUACAUGUAAAAACU
Molecule: messenger RNA, 2651 nt
Organism: Podarcis raffonei (Aeolian wall lizard)
Lineage: Eukaryota; Metazoa; Chordata; Lepidosauria; Squamata; Lacertidae
Gene: GPR15
Product: G protein-coupled receptor 15
Exons: 1
Coding region: 1021-2103 (360 amino acids)
Biological process (GO): immune response; G protein-coupled receptor signaling pathway
Cellular component (GO): membrane
Molecular function (GO): G protein-coupled receptor activity
Source: RefSeq, a predicted model, not a curated record